AUGUCGUCUUCGGCUAGCCAGCUCACCGAGGACACUGUCAUUGUCGGUGAGUCUUUCGAUUGAUCGGGCUGCUGUAAAGAUGAGCUGGGCUGCAAAGCGCAAGGAUGAAGAAUGAAGGCUGCGAGAUGGAAGAUGGCCUCGUGAGGCGUGGUGGACCAGAAAUGAUGAAGUUGACACUAAUGUAUGCGCUCAUUUACAACUGCUCGCAGUCCUUGGUGCAUCCGGCGAUCUGGCCAAGAAGAAGGUGAGUGUGUACGGUGUGCCACCCGGCUGCUAUCUUUGAGUGCUUGCACAGCAGCAGCAGACUGACUUACUUACCAUGGUCGCCUCACCUCUCUGCAGACCUUUCCCGCUCUGUUCAAUCUGUUCCGUCUAGGCUUGUUGCCAAAGAACACGACGAUUGUGGGCUAUGCACGCACAAAGAUGAGCAAUGACGAGUUCCACCAAAAGGCCAGCGGAUACUUUAAAGAUGCCGACUCGGGCGAAGGCGCAGAGGCAAAAAAGAAGUUUUUGUCCUUGUCCAGCUACAUUCCGGGUGCUUACGAUGACGACAAGGCCUUUGCGAAUCUCAAUUCUGAAUUGGAAAAGAUCGAGAAGAACAACAAGGGAAAGAGCACAAACAGAUUGUUCUACAUGGCUUUGCCUCCCAACGUCUUUACUGUCGUCGCUGCUGGAUUGAAGAAGAACUGCUACGUCGAACAGGGAAACAACAGGAUUGUCAUUGAGAAGCCGUUUGGCAAGGAUUUGGAGAGCAGUCGCGAGAUGAUGGGCAAGCUGAAAGAUUUGUGGAAAGAGGAAGAGACUUUCCGUGAGUGAUCAUCCGUGAUGGAAGCGAGUCGCAGUGGUGCCAUUUUUGCACCACAUGCUCGUUUUGCAGAAGCUUGCGGCGGGUGCCGGUGCUGAUCGUCUUCAUCACGGCUGCAACGAAGGCAUUGACCACUACCUUGGCAAGGAGAUGGUCAAGAAUUUGCUGGUCAUGCGCUUCGGAAAUCCAGUGGUGGAUGUGGGUCUGAACAACAAAUUUGUCGACAAUGUCCAAAUCACAUUCAAGGAGCCUUUUGGUACUGAAGGUAGAGGAGGCUACUUUGACGAGUUUGGAAUCAUUCGUGACAUUCAGCAAAACCGUGAGUGGCUACAUUUCCCGGCAAUUGUGCACAGGGCCAUUGGCAGAAUGCUCAUGCAGGCUUACCUCUUGCCUGCUUGACCAGACUUGACACAGGUCUUGUCAUUGCUGGCCAUGGAUGCGCCCAAGUCAUUGGGCGCUGAAGAUAUCCGAGACCAAAAGGUCAAAGUUCUGGAGUCUGUGCCUCCUAUUGAUGCGAAGGAUGUGCUGAUUGGCCAGUACUCGGCUGCCAAUGGAAAGCCCGGCUACAAGGAUGAUGACACUGUGCCAAAGGACAGCAACUGCCCCACCUUUGCUGCGCUUGUCCUCUGGGUUAACAACGAGCGCUGGAAGGGUGUGCCUUUUGUCCUGAAGGCAGGCAAGGGUGAGCAACACUUAGUGGGGAGAUGUAUGCGCAUCGAAGGCGACUAACGCAGGAUGCUCGGCUCUACUCUUGCAGCACUUGACGAGGGCCAGGUGUCCAUCCGAGUGCAGUACAAGGAUGCAGAGGGCCCAUUGAAGGGUGCCGCUCGCAACGAGCUCGUACUCAGAGUGCAGCCCAAUGAGGCAGUGUACUACAAGAUCAACGCAAAGACACCUGGUCUGGAGGGCUCCUUUUCAAGCUCUUUGCCCGCGGAUCUGGACCUCACGUACAAGCAGCGCUUUGAGGUGAGAGCUUGGCAGACUGAGGUGUAGCACCCAAGUUUCGAGUGGCACCAAAGCUGAUCAUACCCGUGCAUUGCACGCCUCGCAGAACAUCCGCAUUCCAGAAGCAUAUGAAGCGCUCAUCCUCGACGCGCUUAACGGCGAUCACAGCAACUUCGUUCGAGACGACGAGUUGGACGCGUCAUGGAAGAUCUUUACUCCUAUUUUGCAUGCGAUUGACGCCGGCAAGGUGCAAGUCAGCUCGUACCCUUAUGGAAGCCGGGGUCCCUCCGAGCUCAACGAAUUCUUGGCAAAGUACGGCUACAGACGAUCGUGAGUUGUGCAGUGUGAACGUUGGCGGUCACUAGCCUCGCAGUGCUGGGCGACUAGUCAAACGCUGAAUCCUCGUGUGGUUCCCUAUCUUCUUCGUGGCAGUGAUGGAUACGAGUGGCCUAAGACCAAUGUCGCAAACGUCUCUGGCAAAAUGUAA
Ceraceosorus bombacis is the source of this 2237-nucleotide messenger RNA. NCBI's taxonomy places the organism in Eukaryota, Fungi, Basidiomycota, Exobasidiomycetes, Ceraceosorales, Ceraceosoraceae. The record is from the annotation of a GenBank genome assembly.